AUGCCGUUAAUCGUAUUGACCGGAUUCCCGAGCAGUGGCAAAACAACAAGAGCAAAGCAAAUCGAGCAGUACAUGCUCCAGCGCCUUCAGGCCGAAGAGCGGUCCAUGCGCAUUCACAUAAUCAAUGACGAUUCGCUCAAUGUCAGCAAAGAUGCAUAUCGAGGUUUCCGAUACCAGCUGUACUGCGUUGCGCGCGCCAUUAGCACGUCUCACUGCGUGGUACACGCAGGCACACCGAUUGCUAUGGCAAAAGAAUGGAACACGAAACGAGAAUCGGCAGAGGCAUAUGACUCGACUGUAUUUGAUGAACUAGUGACACGCUACGAAGAGCCAGACUCAAAGAAUCGGUGGGACUCGCCACUCUUCACAGUCAUUUACGAUGACGAAAGUGCUCCUGGCGAUAAAAUCUGGGAUGCGGUCAUUUUGCGUAAACCGCCACCACCGAACAUGUCAACUAUUUCCAAACCCGUAUCAGAUACGAGCUACGUGUAUAAGCUCGACAAAGUGACGCUUGAGAUCAUCAAUGCCGUGACCGAAGGCCAAAAGGAAUUCGGUGCCGGUGGUCUGCCCAUGGUUGUCCCGCAUGCCUCGGCCAAGGUGAUCAAUCCCUCACGCUCAGUGACCUUAUCAGAACUACGGCGUCUGCGCAAGCAGUUUGUGUCCAUCAACAAGAUGCGCACUACGCUGGACACUGAUCGUCUAGGCGAUCUUUUUGUUGACUACCUCAAUACAAACUUGGAAUAG
Messenger RNA from Zychaea mexicana, 744 nucleotides. Its product is annotated as chromatin associated protein KTI12-domain-containing protein. The record is from RefSeq and is a predicted model, not a curated record. The transcript has 5 exons. Lineage: Eukaryota; Fungi; Mucoromycota; Mucoromycetes; Mucorales; Lichtheimiaceae. Bases 1 to 744 code for a protein of 247 amino acids.